AUGGCAUCUCCCUGUACUGAUUUGCAGAGACUCUGGCCCCAGACCUCACGGUCUCGCUCAGGUAGCUCACUCACCUACCUCCGCCUCCGACCCUUGACCCCAACUCUGGCCCCGGCCCCUUUGCUUCCCCUGGAGGCCCAAAACAGAAUCGCCCACCGACCUCAGCGCUUCGGGGAGUGGAGAAGGGGUCUACAGAAGGGAAGGACCAAGGAAGGACUUGGGCGGGAGAGAGUGGGUGAGGGGUGUUUUCUCAGUAAACACGGCGGGAAUCCGGGUGACACACACAUCCCCACCCGCUACUCAGCUGUCCUAGAAGCCCGGCUCCGGGAGGAAGGAAGCCGCGUCCAAGGAAAGCUACUCCCGACGGCCCCCUGCCCUGCCAUGGCGGAGCGGCCCCGGCUUCGGCCGCGGCUCCGGGAUCUGGGGGAUCGCCUGGUCCGGGUCCUGGGGGGCUUGGGGGGCCGGAGGGACAGGCGGAACAAAGAACCACCUCUGCCAGGAGAGCACAGAGUCCCAGACAGGGUCUCUGGCCAUGGCACCCCUCUUUGGAACCCUGCCUUUCCCCCCACCCUGAUCCCCAAGCAGGCCCUGGGGAGGUCAGAGCUGCCCAGACCUGGUUCAGAGCAGCAGCAGCAACCACAACAGCAAGGAAUUGGCACCUCCUACCCCCUAACGACAACAACAACAACCAAACAGCAGCUAGUGGCUGUGGGCGGGAGGCCCAGGAAGAGGAGCAGAGUCCAGGCCCUGCCUGUGGGGAAGGUGGGGCUAUACCUCAUUAGUGGACAGGGCCAAGUCAGCCAGGACCCAGUCACUACCUCUUGGCUCAAGGCCCAGGCCCCUCAGCCCAGAGGGGACCAGCCAUCCUCUGCCAAGACAGGCGUCCGGAGCAGCUCGGAAUGGGACCUGCUGAACUGGGGCCCGGGCCGAUGGCCCCGGAGGAGAAGCCUGGGGACGUCCACUCAUUCCCUAGGACGGCUGCAGAGACCAGCUGUGGGCAGUGUCUCGGACCUUGCCACGCAUGCUCCUACCCAACCUAAGGGCUCAGGGCUUGUAGGAACCCCAGGAUCUCUCUCCCCAGUACAAUCCCAAGAGGGUGAGACAUCUGUAUCUGGUCUCCUUAGACAAUCCUUGACCCACCAUGAGGUAGUUGGACAAGGCAGGGGGCCCUUUGAUGUGCCUCCUUUGAGUACUAGGGGUGCCGUUGGUGAGGGCCUCCUAGAGGAGGUAGACCCUAGUCCAAGUGAGGAGAUAGUAGGCCCCUGUGCCCAGGGGGAUACCAUUGACACCACCAACGCCCCACAGCCCCAAGAUCCUGUGAGGUCUGAGCCUGCUCUCACCCACCUAGUUCCCCGUCAGCAAACAAAGAGUGACAGCUAUCAUGAUCACUCAAUAGAGUCCCCUGCAUUUGGGGGGCCAGAGCCACCCCCUGAUUGUCCAUUGCCAGCCAGGACCACCUGCUAUCUUGUCACCAUCACCCUGCAGGAGAAGAGAGGGGUGAAUCCUGGGGAGGGUGGAGGGGAGCCAGAGUUAGUACCGUCAGUGCCGUGGGAGCUGAAACCGGCCCAACCAGCUCCUUGCUCAGGCCGCUCUGAAGAAUUCCAGGGCUGCCGGGUGAGGGUGCAGGCCCCUCCCCAGGAGCCACGCCCCAUCACGGGGUGCCCCGACUCCUGGCCCUGGGAACCCCAGUUGAAACAGGACCAGUACCCAAGGAGAGCAGGCAAGGCUGCUGGGAGCCAGGCCGCUGAGACACCUGGAUCUCUGGACAGAAGGCCCGGUCUCAUCCUGUGCUUCUUCCACCAGCAUUUUUCAGAGCCAUCCAUCUUCCUCUACGGGCUGGAGUGCUUCGAGGGAAAAGAGAUCGAGCUCAAUGGGGAAGUCCGGAGCCUUCAGGCCGAGGGCUUCAACAACCACGUCCUGUCCGUUCGGAUCAAGGGGGGCGUCUGGGUGCUCUGUGAGCACAGUGAUUUCCGAGGUCGCCAAUGGCUGGUGGGAAGCACCGAGCUUACCAACUGGCUGACCUACAGUGGGACCCAGAGGAUCGGCUCUCUCUAUCCUAUCAAGCAGCGCCGAGUUUACUUCUGCCUGCGGAACAAAGGCCUGGGAAGGUGGCUGGCAGUGCCUGAGGACGUGGAGGACAUGAAAGCUGGGAGGGUUGUGGUCUCGGAGACCCGGGCUGGGGGCAGCUGUAUCUGGUACUAUGAAGAUGGGCUACUGAAGAACCAGGUGGCCCCAACAAUGAGCCUGCAGGUGAUUGGGCAACCCAGCCCUGGAUCCAAGGUGGUGCUUUGGAGUGAGAGCCGCCAGCCCAGACAGACAUGGAGCAUUGACACCUCUGGGCACAUCUGCAGUGAGAUGUUUGAGGACAAGAUCCUGGAUGUGAAGGGUGGCCGGGGCUAUGAUAGGGACCAUGCUGUGCUGUGGGACAGGACUGAGGAAAGACCUUCUCAGAUCUGGGAUGUCCAGGUGCUCUGA
This is a messenger RNA of Trichosurus vulpecula (common brushtail), 2475 nucleotides long. RefSeq names its product crystallin beta-gamma domain containing 2 (gene CRYBG2). The record is from RefSeq and is a predicted model, not a curated record. The coding region runs from base 1 to 2475 and encodes 824 amino acids. NCBI's taxonomy places the organism in Eukaryota, Metazoa, Chordata, Mammalia, Diprotodontia, Phalangeridae. The transcript has 12 exons.